AUGGCCACCAAAGUGCAAGACAAUCCAUUCGAAAAGGGUCCUCUUCCAUAUCCAACUGGAGACAAGCAGGACUUCAAAAAUGCACUCACCAAGUACUAUGAUACCACUGGAUUGAACAAGAUAGAAAAAGAUGAAAUGAUGAAAGACAUAGAUAAAUGUUUGAGUGGACCACUGUCAAUUGGAAAAGCAUUAAUUGACGCCGUGUUAUGUAAAGUAACCCAAGUGGAAGAACGAAGUAGUAGUUCUUUACCAAAGAAAUAUAUAUCAAGUAAAGACGAGGAAAAGGCUAAAGCUAUAUUAGAAAUGGUUUCUAAAACAUUCUCUAAACUAAAUGUCCAGAGAUUGACGGAAAAUCAAAAGAUCCGCAACGCCCUCAAAGAUUCAGAUUUGGCUCCAAUCGGAACAUGCCAUUCAUAUUUGACAGAGUUUUCAAAUUCCAUUGAAACUCAAUUUUUGGCGGAAACAGUGGAAACGUUCAAACGCCAUUUAACCAGUCUCAAAGAUUAUAUACACGAUCGUAGAAUCUAUCUACUCCUUUCAUAUGAAGUAUGUGAACUCUUGCAAGGAAUACUGGACAAGUUGAAUGGUGGUGGUAAUGAUAUCGGUGAGGCCAUCGAGGCUAUCAAACUAAUUUGUGACUCUCAACAACUCAAAGACCACAACUUGAGAUGUAUUGCAAAAGGAAAAAAGAACCUCGAAGAAAGAGAAAAGGAACAAGAGAGGGAAAAGAAGCAGGCUCGUGGAAAGAAGUCAAAAAAGAAUUAUGACCUUGAAAAUGAAAUGGCCGAUUUUAGCAAAAUCAACAUUGAUGGUAAAAUUAUUACCAUUAAAGAAUUGGCUGAGACAGCAUUGCGCUUGGAUGCGGGUAUCAUUCCAACAAAUGAUGGUUUACCCCAAGUCAAUGAGAGGAUGUUAUCUGAAACGUCCAAACGUUUGAAGGAAUUAAUCGAUAGCUCUGUCUCCCCAAAGAGCAGCUGGUCCAGCUUGGAUAAAGAUCAAUUGAAUCGAUUGAAAUUAUUCAAUCUCGAAAAUGUCAUUUGUCUCGACAAAGAAAAGGUGGAUUUGUCAAAAUUGACAACAAAACAAUUCGAAUCUUUGAUUGAUUUUUGGAAAACUAUUGGAUACGAAUUCCCCAAAGAAUCCAAUGCAUCCAAUCACAAGGAGAAAUUGGAGAAUCUUCAAACCUCCGAUUUCGAGAGGAUAAGAACCAAAGAAAUAAGAAUCAAAUGCCUGGUUCCUCAAUAUGGAUUUAAUAGUACUCUGAUUCCUUUUUCGUUAAAAUUGUUUGUAAACAUCCUUAAAAACUCUGGCAUUGAUAGAACCAUUACGCUCACUUCCAAGGACAAGAUUAACAAAUAUCUCCAGACCAUCUUUCCCAACCUAGAAAAUGUACUUGGCCAUCCGUUGAGUGGUGGCUAUCCAUUAAGCAGAUAUUCAUUUUUUGACAAGGAAAUCGAUCAUCUCAUUGAUUUAUCAAAAUCUCCCUCGCCUGAUCUAUCACCACCAUCCCCAUCGCCUGUUGUAUCACCACCAUCCCCCUCGCCUGUUGUAUCGUCAAGAGGGUCGUCAAAAUCGAAUGUGAGAAUAUUGGGUGAAAAAUCUGAUACAUUUCACAACUUCAAAGGAUUGGUUUGGGAUGACCUUUGUCAACAAUUAAAAGCUCGAGGGAUCAACUUUGAUACCGAUACACCAAAAAAGGAAGAAGAAGAAGAUAAAAUAGCAUUGGUUAAAUUGGUAUUAUGGAAAGAUAUGCUUAAAAAUCGUCCAGAAUUGAAUAUUGUAGAUUUUGAUUAUAAUCGGUCACCCAACAAGAUGGAGAUUUUAACAUGGUUGCGUGAUAACAACAUUGAAAUCAAAGACGUUGCUGUUGACAAAAUGCUAAUCGAUAUUCAAAAUACGUCGAAACGUGGUUUCAGCCCAUCGGUUGAUCUCGAAACCCCAUGUAUUCCUUGGAAAAAACAAAAGAAUCUCGAAGAACCAAAUGAACAUGUACCCAUGUCAGAGGAUUCCACUCCCUCCACUGAUAUUAUUUCUUAUCCUCUGAAAUGCACUGUAGUGGAAACAGACAAGGCUAAGAUGUCACCUAAUCACCCCCAUUUUCCCUGUUAUAUUGCACAACAAGUUGGAUUGAAACCAAGUGUCACCAAAGAGAUUAGAAAAAUCACUUGUGCCCACUGUCUUGUGUCCCACACUCUCAAUAGCGAAUGUUUGCCAAUUCAAUGCCCAACGCCUCUUUGUAACAUUCAGAUACCCAUUCUUUCCGAACAUGAAAAAAGGAAAGAAACGUGUGGUAACUUUUCCAACUUGUACAAUGUAGACCCAUCGCUCAAAAAAGCUGCAUCGGAAAAACUCGUCCAUUCCUCUGACUCUUGUCCACCUGUGAAGCCAGCCAUCUCACAAGUAGAUCGCAUAUUGCGUGAAUAUAUCUCGACAGAUUCACCACAUGUCGAAAUAUUUCUUCACGAGCCACUCAACACCACUUCGAUUGCUCUCAACUCUGACCGUUCAGGAAUUGCCCCAACCAUGCGAAACUUGGCCAAUGUAAUCAAUGCAACAUCCGAUCCCUCGAUGUCGUUUCGUAUUCGUGACGCAUUUACCAGCGUUCGCGACUCUUCUGCAGGUGGCUUUGAAGACGAACCAAAGGAAAAAGAAAUGGCAGAAGAACUAAAGAAGCAAUUUGAAUCAACAACUUCUAAAGUCAUCAUCAUUUGUGGUCAUGUUGCAUGUAAAGCUGCCAAAGCUGCUUACGAGGUGAAUAAGAAAGACUAUGAAAUUGUUGAUUAUAGUCAAAACUCCUAUGACAACAUAUGUGAUACAUUUAAAGUCAAAGGGAAAAGACUCAUCGCAAUGGCUCAUCACCCAUCAGUAAUGUUGGCAACUCAUUUAAUCGCUGCAUACAUUACGAUUGCUCAUUCAGUUUACGAGCUCAAACCAAAAGUGUCAAUGUUUGAUAAAAUUAAAACAUUUGCAUCAACCACCUCUGCUGUAUCUUCCUCGUCGGAGCCAUCAUCUUCCUCGUCGUCAUCUGGUCUCACAACAACUUCAUCAUCUGUUGGCAUACCUCUCACAUCAACCUCGACUGGUCUGAACAAUACAAAAAAAUUGGGUCUCGUUAAUGGUAAAUCACUUAACAUGUUUACCAAAUUUGAUCAAGCAGCACUAUUGGAACAAGCAAAGGCCUACGACAUCACUGUUCAAGCAGAAGAAGAUCCGUAUUCGAUAAAAUUGGCUUUAUGGAAAGCAACCCUCGGCGAGUGUGAAGUAUCAACUGAUAAAUCUUUUGACCCAAACAAAAGCAAGUUGGAACUCUUAAUUUGGGCUAGAGACAAUCAAAUUUCUAUACAGGACGAUUGGUUCACCACCAAAUUAAAAAUAUUGGUAAAAGUGUUAAAAUCAUACUCCGAAAAACUACCUACGGCUCCAUCUGUACCAGCCCCAUCUGUACCUGACUCAUCUGUACCAGCCCCAUCUGUACCUGACUCAUCUGUACCUGCCCCAUCUGGAUCAACACCUACGGCCCCAUCUGUACCUGACUCAUCCUUUAUAAAAAAUAUUCAAGAUGAUGAUGGAGUACCAUUAUAUGAAAAUAGAAGGGCCAAGAGAAAUUUUUACCAUCCUGAAACUUUGUUCAGUCUAGAAUCGGUAAUGAAGCGAAUCGAGUAUGAAAGGGUUACAUGCCAACAUCAAUGUCGUCUCUAUGUCCAGGUGGUCACCUCCUAUACGUUCCAGACCAUGGACAAGAAUAAACACAUUGACAAUCAGCGUGCCCGCUAUGCUUAUGCAAAGCGAUUUGUGCCACCCACAACAAUACCCAAAAACAAAACUGUUAUUUGUAUUGGUGGUUCUGAUUUUUACCGUUCCUCUCGGGGUGGUGGACCAACUGGUCUUGGUCCAAAGUCUUUUUACCGUCUUUGGAAGAAUAUGGGAUACAAGGCUCUUAUGGUAAAUGAAUUUAAUACCUCCAAAAUUCAUAAUGCAUGUGCCGCUAGCAUUCAUCUUACCAACAACGAAAUGUUUAAAGACAAAAUUAAACAUCAAAAGAUUGAAAACAAACAGUUACCUGAAUCUCUUGAAAAGACCCUUGUUGUUGCGACCCCCCCUAUUUCAGAUAAUGGUGUACAUUGGGAAUGCAACUUUAAAAAAGAUGAAAAAUGUGGCAAAUGUGCUUGCAAAAAGUACGAUUGUCAGUGCGCCAAUGGUGAUUUGGCAAAAGAUAUCAAUAGUUCUCUGGAAACAUUCAUAACCCUCGAAAAGGGUUCACCUUCUCAUACUUUGCCAUUGGAGUCACUUUACUCUCUAAACCAAAAGACUAAAAAAGAGUUGAUAGUCUUUUGUAAUGAGAACAAAAUCGAUUACAAUGAUAAAGAAAAUGAAGAAGAUGAAGAUGAUGAAGAUGAUGAAGAAGAAGAAGAAGAUGAUGAAGAGUCAAAGGAAAAUCAAAAAAAAACAGGUAAAAAGAGAAAAAAAAAAAAAAUUACUAAUAUAAUUAAAAAGAAAAAAAAGAAUAAUAAUAAUAAUAAUAAUAAUAAUAAUAAUAAUAAUAAUAAUAAUAAUAAUAAUAAUAAUAAUAAUAAUAAUAAUAAUAAUAAUAAUCUCUCUGGAAGUCAAAGUACCCGGGAUUGGAUAUGCCAUUUCAAACUCAAUGGAAAUGGCUUUUUUGUCCAGUCUGCAACAGGUUCUUCAACAGAGAUACGAGUGCUGCAAAAAAUAUUCUCCUUUUGGGAAUAUUACACCAGACCAAAGCAGGUUAUCGCCCUUGGAUAUACCGUUCCUUACCCGCUGAUGUCUUACACCUUGGCAGGUAGGAUUUAUAAAGAACAAGAAGAACGAGAAGGACAAGAUAAUAGUAUUGUUUAUACGAUCAUGGGUAAAUUAUUCAUGUCGUAUUAUUCAGGGGGGAGUAUAUAUUGUUGUAAUGGAUGUCAUGUACAUUUAACUUUACACGAACAAUUGAUCAGUAAAGCUUUUCAAGGUCGUUAUGGUGCUGCUUAUUUAUUUAAUGAAUGUAAAACCUAUGAUAUUGACCUUCCUUUUAGUAUAAAUGUUGUAGUUGGAGAAAGUGAAGAUAGAAAUCUGACAACUGGAAUGCAUGUAGUGGCUGACAUUUAUUGUGUUCAAUGUAAUCAAUUACUUGGUUGGAAAUAUGAGUUUGCCAAAGAAGAUUCACAAAAGUAUAAAGUUGGAAAGUUUAUUUUAGAAAAGGAAAAGAUUGUAAAGAUAUCUGAUUUUGAUUAA
This is a messenger RNA of Cavenderia fasciculata, 5235 nucleotides long. RefSeq lists its product as uncharacterized. The transcript is spliced from 15 exons. The record is from RefSeq and is a predicted model, not a curated record. Lineage: Eukaryota; Evosea; Eumycetozoa; Acytosteliales; Cavenderiaceae. Bases 1 to 5235 code for a protein of 1744 amino acids.